This is a messenger RNA of Clarias gariepinus (North African catfish), 1181 nucleotides long. RefSeq names its product prolyl 4-hydroxylase subunit alpha-1. Lineage: Eukaryota; Metazoa; Chordata; Actinopteri; Siluriformes; Clariidae. The record is from RefSeq and is a predicted model, not a curated record. Gene Ontology annotation, molecular function: procollagen-proline 4-dioxygenase activity; L-ascorbic acid binding; protein binding. Bases 1 to 1164 code for a protein of 387 amino acids. The transcript is spliced from 10 exons. Gene Ontology annotation, cellular component: endoplasmic reticulum. Gene Ontology annotation, biological process: peptidyl-proline hydroxylation to 4-hydroxy-L-proline.
AUGCUCAUGUCAAAAACUCAGCUGUUUCCCACUGAAAAUAAUUUGGAGGGCAUAGCAGUUGCCAUCAUCAGACUGCAGGAACUCUACAGACUAGAUCCAAAGGACAUGAUUGGGUUAGAAAGUCAGUCUUCCCUGGACCCAGACGACUGUUUCCAUGUUGCAGUGAUUGCUCACCAGAAUCAGCAGUUCCAGUGUGCCAUUCUCUGGACUCAGGAGACCAUGAGGAAGCUCCAAAGGGGAGAAGAAGCUUUGGUGACGAAACAGGAAGUUCAAAGUCUUCUUACCUCUGCUCAGUUUCAAGUAUCAAAACUGCCAUUUGCUAUUGGAGUAAUACAGCUAUUACUUGACAAUGAUCUUUUAAAGUUGAAGACUACACUCCAGCAGCCUGCGUAUCCCAAGAGCCAGCUAGAGAAUAUUAAAAACAGGGAUGGAAUGCAACACAUCAUCACUCCUUUUGACAUGUCUUCUCUUCAUCGUCCAUGGCGAAAUAAAUAUGAGGCUUUGUGUAGAGGACAGGGGAUCAAAAUGAACCCUAACAGACAGAAGAAACUGGUUUGUAGGUACACGACAGGUGGAAGGAACCCUCAGCUGAUAUAUGCCCCUGCUAAAGAAGAGGAGGAAUGGGAUGAGCCCCUCAUCCUCAGAUACCAUGAUGUCAUUUCCUUAAGUGAGAUGGAGGUCAUCAAAAAACUUACAAGGCCAAAGCUGAGCAGAGCUAAAGUUUCAGACCCAAUUACUGGAAAUCUUAUUUCCACGACAGUGCGAGUUUCAAAAAGUGCAUGGUUAUCUAAUGAUGAGAGUCCCGUGGUUGCUCGUGUCAAUCAGAGAAUCGCUGACAUCACUGGUUUGGAUAUGGUUACUGCAGAAAAACUUCAGGUUGCAAAUUAUGGCAUCGGAGGACAAUAUGAACCACACUAUGACUCAAGGAUGAGUGAUGUUGAAGUUGGUGGGGCCACUGUGUUUCCUGAUAUUGGUGCUGCACUUUCACCAAAAAUAGGUUCGGCAGUGAUUUGGUUCAAUCUACUAAAGAGUGGAGAAGAGGAUUCCAGAACCUUGCAUGCUGCAUGCCCAGUUUAUAUGGGCAGUAAGUGGGUUGCCAAUAAGUGGAUUUGCUGUCGGGGACAAGAGUUCCGGAGAAGGUGCACUUUGUCCAGUUCUGACUAAGUUUAAGAACAUUAAUG